This is a messenger RNA of Didymodactylos carnosus, 333 nucleotides long. The record is from the annotation of a GenBank genome assembly. Lineage: Eukaryota; Metazoa; Rotifera; Eurotatoria; Philodinida; Philodinidae.
UUGGCUGAGUAUGGUAUUAAGUUACAAGAUUAUUUAAAAUUAUGUGAAGAUAAUAAACAAAUUCGAACAGAUACUAAUUAUGGUUUAUCUGAAUUAGCAGAAACAUUGUUUAAAAGUGAACGUUAUCAUGAAUAUGUAUCAUAUGAUGAAAAAACAGUAGUGAGACCAAAAGUAAUAUCAAUGUCAUGCAAUUCAUCUGAUACUACCGUACAUGUAUUUUCAACAAAUCAAGCAAAUCAUCUGAAGCGAAAACUAUUAGAUGAUAAAGCGAUUCCAUCUCCAAGUUCAGAACCCAAAAAAAAAAUAAGACAAUCAAGAAGAACAAGAAUAUAG